Bombus huntii is the source of this 4744-nucleotide messenger RNA. It is a transcript of the gene Gyg, whose product is annotated as serine/arginine repetitive matrix protein 2. Gene Ontology annotation, molecular function: glycosyltransferase activity. The coding region runs from base 214 to 3792 and encodes 1192 amino acids. Lineage: Eukaryota; Metazoa; Arthropoda; Insecta; Hymenoptera; Apidae. The transcript is spliced from 9 exons. Gene Ontology annotation, cellular component: cytoplasm. The record is from RefSeq and is a predicted model, not a curated record.
UUGCUGAAUCUUCAGUCGAUAAUACAGAGUGAGGAUAAACGGUUUUAAAGGAGGGGAGAGCGACGUGACAUGGAAGGAGAGUCGCAAGUCGUCACUCGUUUUGUAGCAUUGAUGAAGUGCGUACUGUACGGCUUCUUGUUAGUCGUGCGGGCAUCGGCAAGUGUUGAGUGUGUAAAAUCGGUCCGUUAAAAAAGAAAUACGAAUUUUUCAAUCAUGGGUGGAUACGCCUGGGUUACAUUAGCUACCAACGACGCUUAUUCUUUGGGAGCCUUAGUUUUGGCACACUCCUUGCAUCAAGUUGGUACCAAGCACGAAUUGGCCGUUUUGAUUACUCCUGGAGUAACACAAACCAUGAGGGAAAAAUUAUCAGCAAUCUUUUCUUUUGUAAUGGAAGUAAAUGUACUUGAUUCAAAGGAUGAAGCUAAUUUAGCACUUUUAGCUAGACCAGAAUUGGGUGUUACAUUUACCAAAUUGCAUUGCUGGAGAUUGACUCAAUAUGAAAAAUGUGUGUUCCUUGAUGCAGACACACUUGUCAUCAGAAAUUGUGAUGAAUUAUUUGAAAGAGAAGAACUGUCUGCUGCUCCUGACGUUGGUUGGCCUGAUUGUUUCAAUUCUGGUGUAUUUGUAUACAGACCAUCCCAACAAACUUUUGCUUCUAUUACUGCAUUUGCUGCUGCUAAAGGUUCAUUUGAUGGCGGAGAUCAAGGAUUAUUAAAUAUGUACUUUAGUGAUUGGGCUAAAAAAGAUAUUUCUAAACAUUUACCGUUUAUCUAUAAUAUGUGUUCUACUGCUACAUACUCUUAUCUUCCUGCAUUCAAGCAGUUUGGACAUGAUGUUAGAAUAAUACAUUUUAUUGGUAUUACAAAACCAUGGUUACAGUAUUUUGACACCUUGACUGGUAUUGUUCAACCACCUAUGGAUUCUUCACACUUGCAACCAUUAUUGCAAUUAUGGUGGAACAUAUUUUGUGAAAAAGUUCAUCCUCAAUUAUCACCUAUUAUGGCUACCAGCACAUUGGCACCAAUUUGGCACAAAUUUAUUCCUAUGCCUUCUGAAUCCUUUUUUCCAAGAAGUCCCACUUACAUGGACAUGCAAAACAAAAUACAGAAUGACAUAUAUUUAGAACCACCAGACUUCUCAGAAUUCCAAGAUCCAUGGGAAAAUUAUUAUGUACCAAAUGAUUCAGUUAUCUAUAAAGCAGAAAAUAAUAAAAGACAACAGUAUUAUUUCAAAAUCAAUAGUUCUUCACCUAUAUCUAUAUUAAAUGAAAGUUCAAAAUCUAUAUGUCAGAGCCAGUCAUCACCAGAAUGUAACAGGGAAUUCUAUCAUAAUCAACAAUGUAGUGAAAAUAUGUCUUCUUCACAUAUGCAAAAUCACCAUAAUCAAGUACAGUCUAAUCAAUUCAUGAAUGAAAUUGAGCAACAACAUUUGUUUCCUAAUUCCAAUGAUACAUCCACUUUAAAUGUAGAAUCUAAUCAUCAACAAACUCAAGACAAUAUAGAAAAAUAUAUUUCUGUGCAUAAUAUGCAAUAUCAUCAUUCUAGCGAAUCCCAUUAUCAAUCUACUAACAACCAAUAUAUUUCCCAAAGUACUUGCAAUGAUAGUAAUAGAUUAGUAUCAGAAGAAAUAAUGCAACAUCAGCAUAUUGAGUAUAAACAUUCCUCUAAUAAUAGUAACAAAUCAUUUUCAGAAGAAAUAAAACAUCAACAUAAUGAAGCUUAUGUUGAUCAUCAUUGUAGUUAUUGUCAAAUGUUUGAUAAUUUAAAUAAUAAACAACUUGUUCAACAUUAUGGACAAGAAAACCAAACUUGUAAAUCUUUAGAUGUCAAUAUUAAUCAUGACCAAGCUAUGCCAAAUAACAUAGCUUAUCAGAAUAAUCUCUCAAAUAAGCAAAAUACUGAACGAAAUGAAAAUAUAAACGUUACAGACAAACGGACAAGCACACUAAUAUCUACUAGUCCUCAUCCUGAUUCCAAACCUUGUACAGAUUUCCACAAUGUAGCAACGCAAUCUGAUUUACACAUAAUGGAUGAUCCAAAUAGUUCAAAUGCUGGCCUAGCUGGUGCCUUGGCUCAAAUGACAUUAGGUGAACCCAGAAGCGCUGAACAAAUUGCAUUAGAAGAACAUAUGCGAAAACAAAGUUGGGAACAAGGUCAAAUAGAUUAUAUGGGUCGCGAUAGUUUUGACAAUAUAUGGAAAAAAAUUUGUGAAACACUUGCUCUUGCGCCUCCACGGUUACCGUCCCCUCCUAAAGAAAUGCAAAAACCUGAAAAAGCUACAACUGACAAGACUGAUGAAUCUGUUAAAACCACUGAAGCUAUUCAAUCUACUGAAUCUGUAGAUGAAGUGGAUAAAGAAACUGCUCAGGCAACUACCUGUAAUACGGAAGAACAAUCUGUAGUUAAUGAUGUUCCUAUAACAAAUGUACCUAAAUUAUCGGGAGAUGAAGAGAGUGAAGAUAUUUCCCAAAAAUUUUCAACAAAAUCAGGAAGUGCAAUACCUGAUAUAUUUAUGGAUUCUUCUACAAAUUUAUCAAUGCAAACAUCUCAUAAAAAAGUUGCAGAACUCAAUACAACUUCAAGUACAAGUUCAUUAUUAAAAGAAAUUCCACAACAGACAACUGUAUCUAUAGAACCAUCUAACUUAGUUCAAUCUUCUUCCAUUGAAGAACAAAAAGUAAUUACCUCACAAAAAGAAAUUAAAAGCGAGUUAGAAAAUGUAAAAAUUCUUGAAAUUACAGUAGAUACCCAAGAAAUAAAACAACCAGACCUUAGAGAUGAAAAACAUGCAAAAGAAUUCCUAACUGCUUCUGAAAUUCUAACAGUUAGCCCUGUUCCUAUCCAAGUUGCAGAAUCUGUAUUACAAGUGGAACCAAAAGAAUCUAUGUCAGAUUCUCAGAUAAUGCCGCAAGAAAUUCUUUCCUCUACAAUUACACCUGUUCAUUUAACGGAAACAGAAGAUAAGGUACAUAUAAAUGGUUCGACAUCUUCAAUUAAUUUUACACAAAAUAAAGAAAAAUUAAAUUUGGAUAAUUCCACAACUGCAAUGAGUAUCGAUACUGCCAAUAAAUUAAGCCAAUUAGAAGAAACUCCACAGAGCUUAUUGUCAAUAGAGCAAGUUGAAACUCAACUUACUGAAACACCUAUAUUAUCUUCAGAAAAUUUAAAUAUACCAGAGAAAUCAGUGCAGGAACAAACAAUAGAAUUAGAACAACAAAGUAAAGAAGGUGAACCUGACAGAGGUGAAUCUAAGGGGAAUAUAAAACAAAUAACAGAAUCAACUGAAACUCCAUCAGAGCAUGAAGUAACUGAAUCAGCACCAUCAGACAAAACUCCAGUUAGGCCAUUAAGAACAAAAGAAUUAAAUGCACCUUCAACAAGUAUUCAAAAAACUGCACAGCCAGAUCCAACAGAUCAAGAGAAAAUAGUGAAAAAGAUUGGAAGAAAAUCUACAGAAAAGUCAGUGUCAGAAGUGGAACCUAUGGAAGCAACUGAUGGUGAUGGUGAAAAAAAAGUAGCCAAAAAAGUAAUAAAAAAGAUUACAAAGAAAACAAAAACAAAAUCAGAAGAAGGACCAGAUGAUAGUGCAGUAGACAGUAGUUCUUCAAGUAAACAGAAAAAGCCUGUAAAAGUUGUUAAAAAAGGUAUAAAAUCGUCACAAACACCUGUUACUGAUAUCACUGUUCCUGAGACAGUAUCAUCUAGUACUUCUGAUGCACCAGUUCCACCUAAAAGAAAAACAAAACCCACAGCUUCAAAACCAGCUAUUAAAAAAUCCGAUGUAGAGCAGUAAUUAUAUCAAAAAGCAGACAAUAAUUAUUUACAUAUUCUAUAUAAAAGUUUAAAAACUGUAAACUAUGAAAAGAAUGAAAAAUGAUACUCGCUAGUCCUUUCUAAUUUUUUAUAUUUUUAAUAUAUCUCAAACUGUAUCACUCAUAGCUUUGCUACUUUUUUAAAUAUUUUGGAAUUUUGUUAGAUAACAUUAUAUUCCAACAUGUUUUCUGCUUCAUAAUUUAUAUAAUCUGAUUACAUGCCUCUUUUUUAAUGAUGUGUCAGUAGUAAAUAAAACUUUUCUAAAUUAUACUCCUAUCUAUUUGUUUAUAUAUGUUGGAAUGAAAUUAAUAUCAUUUAAAGUAUAAUCUUCUGUAAUUAUUAAUAACAUCUAUUAUUUUAAUAUGUAUCUUAACUAAUUUUGUACUCAAUUAUUAGCUUCAAUUUAUUUAGUAACAUAUAUAUGAGUAGCUGUGAUUGAUUAUCUUUAAAAUACAUAUUAUUUUAACAAAGAUGUAAAAGGAUAUCUUUACAUUUUAUAGAACUAUUGGUCAAGAAAUGUUGCAAAAGAUAAUUACAUAUUUAUACAUUUUAUAUAUAUUAAUUUGUAUCUUCGUAUACUUAUAUACAGAAACAUAUAUAAUAUGCAAUCGUACUAUCAUUAUAUACAUUUUUAAUUUAAAAAAAUGUCAGACAUUGUGUUUGAAUACAUUCAUUAAGAUCAAAAGAUACAUAAGUCUUAUUUAUUACCCAUUUACAGAUAAUCCAUUUCAAUUUGUAAACAAAAUUUAGUAAUUUUACAAUUACAUUUGCGUACCUACAUAUAUGUUUCCUUAUAUUAAUUAAAUUAUCCUUUACUGUAUUUAUUUAAUAUUUAUGAUACAUAAAUAAUUACCCAUACUAUUGAAAUUAUACUGUUCUCACUUAAUAUCUAAUAAAUAAAGAUGGUAGAAAAGGAAGAGUAUUUUAUUCAA